AUGGGAUUUGUCUCAGUAGCGUUGCAGUUCCUCCUCCUCCUACCGAUGAGCAGUUCCUCCUCUUCUUCCUCUUCUUCCUCUUCCUCCUGUCAAGGAUAUCGCAGAAACGUGUACGGAGUCCCCGCUAAAUGUUGGUGUUGCCAAGCCCUCAAUACCUGGGUCUCCGACACGAAGGAGAAUUCUGGCCGCAGAUUCUACAGAUGCAAAAUUGCUCUACAGAUUUCAAAUCUCUCUUCCAUUGAACUUAAUAUAACCUUGCCUACAUAA
Molecule: messenger RNA, 267 nt
Organism: Eruca vesicaria subsp. sativa (arugula)
Lineage: Eukaryota; Viridiplantae; Streptophyta; Magnoliopsida; Brassicales; Brassicaceae
Source: the annotation of a GenBank genome assembly